Rhizoctonia solani is the source of this 336-nucleotide messenger RNA. Its product is annotated as 60s Acidic ribosomal protein. Gene Ontology annotation, biological process: cytoplasmic translation; translational elongation. Gene Ontology annotation, molecular function: protein kinase activator activity; structural constituent of ribosome; ribonucleoprotein complex binding. Gene Ontology annotation, cellular component: ribosome; cytosolic large ribosomal subunit. Lineage: Eukaryota; Fungi; Basidiomycota; Agaricomycetes; Cantharellales; Ceratobasidiaceae. The transcript is spliced from 5 exons. The coding region runs from base 1 to 336 and encodes 111 amino acids. The record is from RefSeq and is a predicted model, not a curated record.
AUGGCUUCUGCUGAACUCGCCGCAACUUACGCAGCCCUCGCCCUUGCCGACGCUAGUCAUGAGAUUACUUCCGAAAAGAUUAUUGCUCUCACUAGCGCGGCGGGCAUAGAACUCGAGCCUAUUUGGGCAACAUUGCUCGCCAAGGCGCUUGAGGGAAAGAACGUAAAGGAUCUCUUGUCGAACGUUGGUGGCGGAGGAGCACCUGCUGCUGGUGCCGCUGCCCCCGCGGCUGCUGCUGCAGGAGGUGCUGCCCCCGCAGAAGCAGCGAAAGAGGAGAAGAAAGAGGAGGAGAAGGAGGAGUCAGACGAUGACAUGGGUUUCGGUCUCUUCGAUUGA